ACCUAAAACCUCUAAAACCUCUCUCCCUUUGCUGUCCUCCUCGCUGCCUUAAGACUGUUUCACUUCCUUUCUCUACUUUCGUCGUUUCUGUUUCACUUAAAUGGCUGGUCCCAAACUCCGUAAGAAAGCGGGUUCUAAAUUAGGAAAAUCCCCUACCAAGAAGAAGCAAAAGAAGGAACCUCUGCCACCUAAGCCACUUGAAAAGGAAGAUCUUUUUAUUAGUGACGGUGAAGGAACCGAUGGGGAUUUUGAAGAAGAUGAUGGAGGUUUUGGUGAUGAAGAACAACAGGAAAUGAACUCAGAUUCUGACAUGUCUUCUGACUUGGACGAUUCCUUUGCUGCUGAUAUAUUAGCAAGUGGUGAUGCUGACGAUGGUUCAGCAGAUUCAGAUGUAGAUUCUGAUUCAGAUGCAGAUGAUACUGAUCUUGUAAGGAAGUCAAAAGCUAUUGAUGAAGAAAGGGAAAGAGUAAAGGAGGACGCUGAAGCAGAAUUGCAGCUCAAUAUUAAGGAAGAAGCUGAUGAGUUCAGGCUACCAACAACUGAGGAGCUUGAAGAAGAAACACACAGACCCCCGGAUCUCUCCAAUCUCCAAAGGAGGAUAAAAGAGAUUGUUCGAGUGCUUUCAAAUUUUAAGACAUUGAGGCAAGAGGGUGUGACACGGAAGGAUUAUGUUGAUCAACUUAAAAGGGACUUGGGUUCAUAUUAUGGAUACAAUGAUUUUCUGAUUGAGGUGUUAGUGGAGAUGUUUCCCCCUGUUGAGCUGAUUGAACUUAUUGAAGCAUUUGAAAAGCCCCGCCCGAUUUCUCUACGGACAAACACUUUAAAGACUCGCAGACGGGAUUUAGCUGGUGUUCUUCUGAACAGAGGUGUCAAUUUGGACCCAUUAAGCAAAUGGUCAAAGGUUGGACUAGUUGUGUACGAUUCUCAAGUACCAGUUGGUGCCACUCCUGAGUAUAUGGCUGGUCAUUACAUGCUCCAAAGUGCGAGCUCUUUUCUGCCCGUAAUGGCCCUUGCCCCUCAGGAGAAUGAGCGUGUUGUUGAUAUGGCUGCUGCUCCUGGAGGCAAAACAACUUAUGUUGCUGCACUGAUGAAAAAUAGUGGUAUUAUUUAUGCAAAUGAGAUGAAGGAGUCAAGACUUAAAUCGCUCACUGCUAAUUUACAUCGUAUGGGGGUAACAAACACCAUUGUGUGUAACUAUGAUGGAAGAGAGCUGCCUAAAGUUUUGGGUCAGAAUACUGCUGAUAGGAUUUUGCUGGAUGCUCCCUGCAGUGGCACUGGGGUAAUCUCCAAGGAUGAGUCUGUUAAAACAUCCAAAAAUGCCGCUGAUAUACAAAAUUGCUCACAGCUGCAGAAGGAACUGAUACUUGCAGCAAUUGACAUGGUUGAUGCCAACUCAAAAUCAGGUGGAUACAUAGUGUAUUCUACCUGCUCCAUUAUGGUUGACGAGAAUGAAGCAGUUAUAGACUAUGCACUUAAGAAGAGAGAUGUUAAACUUGUGCCAUGUGGACUUGAUUUUGGGAGGCCUGGAUUUAUUCGCUUUAGGCAGCACCGUUUCCACACAUCUUUGGACAAGACUAGGCGAUUCUAUCCUCAUGUUCACAACAUGGAUGGAUUCUUUGUAGCCAAGUUGAAAAAGAUGAGCAAUUCAAAGUCUGCUGCAAAAUCGUCGGUUCAAUCUGAAGAAACACAAGAAGCUGAAACCAUUCAGAACAGUGACCAGCAGAACGCUGAAGGGGAUGACAAGCAUAAGGAGCAGAAGGGAAUUGCAAAAGAGAAUGGGAAUAAUGAAGAAGUGGCAGGUGAUAAAAAGAGGAAGAGGGAUGUCCAAAAGCAUUCAGAUAAGAAAGGUGUUGGACAAAACAGUGGUGUAACUAAAAAUGGGAAGGCAGAAAACCAAUUGGUGGCGACAAAAAGGAGGGAAAAGAAGAAACCCCCUCCUAGAGAGGAAAUUGCAAAAGCUAGGGAAGAGAAGAGGAAAGCUCUUAGGGAAGCAAAGCGAAAAGGAACAAUGAAGGACAAAGCUUGAAACAAAAGGAGAGGGAGCUCGGUAUGACUUCCGCCGUGUCAUGGGAGGUUUGUUAUAUGCGGAGGAUAUCUUUUUUCAGAGAUGAUGUAAGCGGACACAUAACUAAGAUGUUCUCUGAAGUCUUAGAAAGGUGGAUGUUAAGCUUACCUUGGGCACUAUUAGCAGGUGCCAAGCCAGUUUGGUAAUAUUUUCACCUUUGCUUGAUGACUUUGAGAUAAAGACUGUUGGAAAUGUGUUGUAUGCUUUAGAAAAACGAAAUUAGGAUUCAAGGUUGCACGAAUCCAAAAAUUUUGUAUCCUGCAUUUGAUGUUACACACUAAUAUUUUUUUUGGGAGUGAGCAAUGCAAAUUAUAAAGGGGAAGUACUUUGUAUUCAUUCAGUCAUCACUUUCAAUCAUCAGGUAGAGAUUCUGUCUAUUGUAAUCCUUAGAUGUAUUUUAUUUCUCUUGA
Molecule: messenger RNA, 2475 nt
Organism: Nicotiana attenuata
Lineage: Eukaryota; Viridiplantae; Streptophyta; Magnoliopsida; Solanales; Solanaceae
Product: 25S rRNA (cytosine-C(5))-methyltransferase nop2-like
Exons: 18
Coding region: 101-2026 (641 amino acids)
Biological process (GO): maturation of LSU-rRNA; rRNA base methylation
Cellular component (GO): nucleolus
Molecular function (GO): rRNA (cytosine-C5-)-methyltransferase activity; RNA binding
Source: RefSeq, a predicted model, not a curated record